Messenger RNA from Spirodela intermedia, 1209 nucleotides. The record is from the annotation of a GenBank genome assembly. Lineage: Eukaryota; Viridiplantae; Streptophyta; Magnoliopsida; Alismatales; Araceae.
AUGGGUAGUUCUCGUCUGAUGGAGAUGCUGCUGCUGCUGCUGACCGGGUUGGUGAUUGCUGGGUCCAGACUCGAUGCGGAAGCUCUGUCGACGAAUUACUACGCAGCCUCCUGCCCUUUCGUGGAAAUAAUAGUCAGAGACACAGUAAAUCAAGCUCUCCGGAGGGAUCCCACACUCUCUGGGCCGCUUUUGAGGAUGCACUUCCACGACUGCUUCGUGGAGGUGGGUUUAGGGUCUAGACUUCUUCUUCUUCUUCUUCUUCAUCCUCUACCUCUUCUUCAGCGAUCUUCUGACUAUGACUGGUGCAGGGAUGCGAUGGCUCCGUUCUGAUCGAUAGCACGAGGGGUAACAAGGCAGAGAAAGACUCUCCUCCGAAUCUAAGCCUGCGGGGCUACGAGGUCAUCGACCAGGCAAAGAGGGCCGUAGAACAGCGUUGCCCGGGAGUCGUCUCUUGCGCUGACAUCGUCGCCAUGGCGGCCAGGGAUGCAGUCCUCUGGGUAAAUGACCAGAUAGUCUAAAUUCGGAGUCUGCGACUAAAACGUUGACUUUCAUAGUUAAACCCGCCGUUGUUGCCGUCCUCCAGGCCGGAGGUCCGAUCUACGACAUCCCCAAGGGCCGACUGGACGGCCGGAGAUCCAGAAUAGAAGACACCAUCAACCUGCCUCCCCCGACUCUCAACAGCUCGGCCCUCAUCAAGAUUUUCGGUCAACGCGGCUUCACAGUUCAGGAGAUGGUCGCCCUGAGCGGUAACGUUCGAAUUACGUCUUUUCUAUUUCCGGCUCGAGACGUCUGACGGCGAUCGCCAUUUCAGGGGGGCACACUCUCGGGGUGGCGCGGUGCUCGUCGUUCAAGAACCGGCUGAGCAACUUCGACUCAGUCAACAGGGUUGACCCGUCCCUCGACCAGAGCUUCGCCAAGACACUGGUCAAAGCUUGCGCCGCCGGCGACAGCUCCGAGGUGUCCUUUGACUCGACGAGGACCUUCUUCGACAACGCCUAUUUCCGGGCCAUUCCUGUCGGAGGCGGCCUCCUGAGCUCUGACCAGACACUGUUCUCAAGCCCGGAGACGAGGGGCCUGGUGGACGCCUACGCCAUGAACCAGGCGAGGUUCUUCUUCGACUUCUCGCAGGCCAUGGUGAAAAUGGGAUUGCUCAACGUCAAAGUCGGCGCCGGCGGGGAGGUCCGCCGGGACUGCCGCAGGGUCAACUGA